UGGUAAAAAUGUUACAAGGUCGUUAAAUUUAUUGGAACGUGACCAUCGGAGAUGAACUUUCUCCGUAAUGAUUGCGGGAGCUCUGGUGAAUGAUUGACCGCAGAGACUCGACCUGGACCUUUAUGGACAAAGUGGAUUUACCAACAGGAGUUUAACUGGGAUUAUUUUCAUUAUAAAGAGGCUGAAGGGAGCAGAAUGAAACUCUGAUCCUGAUUCAAGCAGCAGAAGAAAGUUUUCAGCUUUCAGAGAUGAAGUCAUAAAUUAAAAUAAGCCGUUUUACCCUCAUCCUUUUUUGUUUUAUUUUUUAAUGACUCUAAUAUUUCUAAAACUAAUCAUUUUCUGUAUGGCGAGGCACGCGCUGUGCAGCUCGCAGCCCCUCGUGCUGCUCCUGCUGCUGUUGCGGUGUCCUGGUCUCGCAUCAGGAGCCUCCAAGGACCUGGUUUGUGAGCCCAUAACUGUGCCCAUGUGCAGGGGCAUCGGCUACAACCUGACCUACAUGCCCAACCAGUUCAACCACGACACCCAGGAGGAGGUGGGACUGGAGGUGCACCAGUUCUGGCCUCUGGUCCGGAUUCGCUGCUCCCCAGACCUGCUCUUCUUCCUGUGCAGCAUGUAUACUCCUAUCUGCCUGCCGGACUACCGCAAGCCGCUGCCGCCCUGCCGGUCCGUGUGCGAACGGGCCAAGCGAGGCUGCUCUCCUCUGAUGAGCCAGUAUGGCUUUGAGUGGCCUGAGAGGAUGAGCUGCGAACAGCUGCCCCAGCUGGGUGACGAAAUCCUGUGCAUGGACCAGAACAGCAGCGAGACCACCACUCUAGCUCCACCUUUCCCAAAGCCGACCCCUAAAGGACGGACCAGACCGCCCAGUCCUCCGCAGUGUGACAGAGAGUGCCGCUGUCGAGACCCCCUUGUCCCCAUCAAGAGGGAGUCCCACACCCUGUACGGUCAGGUCCAGACCGGCCCCCUGCCCAACUGCGCCCAGCCCUGCCACCAGCCGUACUUCUCAGCCGAUGAACGCGCCUUCACCAGCUUCUGGGUGGGACUCUGGUCGGUGCUGUGCUUCAUCUCCACCUUCACCACCGUCGCCACCUUCCUCAUCGACAUGGAGCGCUUCAAGUACCCGGAGAGGCCCAUCAUCUUCCUGGCUGCGUGCUACCUCUUUGUUUCUUUGGGGUACAUCAUCCGUCUGGUGGCGGGUCAUGAGCGAGUGGCGUGUGGCGCAAGCAACAGCAUUGGUGGUGACCAGCUGCACAUCCUCUACGACACCACCGGCCCCGCUCUCUGCACGCUCGUCUUCUUGUUGGUGUACUUCUUCGGCAUGGCGAGCUCCAUCUGGUGGGUGGUGCUGUCCUUCACCUGGUUCCUGGCUGCAGGGAUGAAGUGGGGCAGCGAGGCCAUCGCAGGAUACUCGCAGUACUUCCACCUCGCCGCUUGGCUCAUCCCAAGCAUUAAGUCCAUCGUCGUCUUGGCUCUCAGCUCUGUGGACGGGGACCCUGUGGCUGGAAUCUGCUACGUGGGGAACCAGAGUUUAGAGAAUCUGAGGGGAUUCGUACUCGCACCUCUUGUGGUUUACCUCUUCACCGGCUCACUUUUCUUACUCGCCGGCUUCAUUUCUCUCUUCCGCAUCCGGAGCAUCAUCAAGCAAGGAGGCACCAAGACCGACAAACUAGAGCGGCUGAUGAUCCGCAUCGGGCUCUUCACGGUGCUCUACACUGUCCCCGCCACCAUCGUGGUGGCCUGCCUGGUCUACGAGCAGCACUACCGGCCCGGCUGGGAGCGAGCCCUGGCGUGCACCUGCCCGUCUGAGCGCCAGCGCUUGGGCCCGGACUACGCCGUCUUCAUGCUCAAGUACUUCAUGUGCUUAGUGGUGGGCAUCACCUCAGGGGUUUGGAUUUGGUCAGGAAAAACCCUGGAGUCCUGGAGGAGGUUUGUGGCUCGAUGCUGCCCCUGCUGGCCGCAGAAAGCCACCGCGCCACCCUCCAUGUACAGUGAAGCCAGUACUGCUUUAACUGGACACACUGGGACUGGGCUGACGUCAGGGAUCUACCACAAAGCUGCUCCGUCGCAUAUAUGAACUGACUGCACUGUUAGCAGAACCGAUGUUUAUAAAGUCGCCUCUCUGGACGCAAAAGUAUCCAAACACCCAGAAAGUGAGCGUGGACAAACAGCUGCAGGACUGCGUGCAUCAUUUGAAUUUCUGCUCUAACAAAACCUACAACACGAAACACAAUGGACCGAAAGAGUUUGAGCUAAAAAAGGGAAAAAAAUGCAACAACGUAAAUAAAAGGAUUAUAAAUGAAAACACCUGAUAUUUAAAAGAGUUUGACUUUUGUGAAAAGUGACUUCGGCAGUUGCUUUUCCGAGAGGUCCGGUUGACCAAACUUGACAUUUGCUGAGAAAACAACCUUCAAACCUGAACAGUUACACACAUGCGUAUCCUGAGCACUGAGAGACACAAACCUAUUUAUUUAUGUACAUAUUGUAUAAAUUUACUGUAAAGACAAUUAGCUGUAUAGUGUGAUAUGUUUAGUUUGUAACCAACA
Molecule: messenger RNA, 2540 nt
Organism: Plectropomus leopardus (leopard coralgrouper)
Lineage: Eukaryota; Metazoa; Chordata; Actinopteri; Perciformes; Serranidae
Gene: fzd5
Product: frizzled class receptor 5
Biological process (GO): non-canonical Wnt signaling pathway; canonical Wnt signaling pathway
Cellular component (GO): plasma membrane
Molecular function (GO): Wnt-protein binding; Wnt receptor activity
Source: RefSeq, a predicted model, not a curated record